UAUACGGGGUAGCUUUCAAUCAUGCCUGUGCAGCAAGUGGACAAAGUGGUCGUUCAUCCUCUCGUUCUACUCAGCGUAGUAGAUCACUUUAAUCGUAUGGCUAAAGUAGGUAGCCAGAGGAGAGUGGUAGGGAUUCUGUUGGGUUCAUGGCGGAAGGGAGUGUUGGAUGUUGCCAACUGUUUCGCUGUUCCGUUUGACGAAGACGAUAAGGAUCCGACCGUUUGGUUUCUGGAUCAUGAUUACUUGGAGAACAUGUAUGGAAUGUUUAGGAAAGUUAAUGCUCGUGAGCGGAUUGUGGGUUGGUAUCACACGGGUCCGAAACUCCAUCGAAACGACAUCGCUAUCGAUGAGUUUAUAAAACGAUAUUGCCCAAAUUCAGUUUUAGUCAUCGUUGAUGCACAACCAAAGGAAGUUGGUUUGCCUACUGAUGCGUAUAUAGCUGUUGAGGAAAUCCAUGAUGAUGGUACUCCGACGUCUAAAACAUUUGAACACGUAACAAGUGAAAUAGGAGCCGAGGAGGCAGAAGAAGUGGGAGUAGAACAUUUGUUGAGAGAUGUGAAAGAUACGAGCAUCGGGACAUUGUCACAGCGCAUUUGUAGCCAAGUUGGGGCUCUGAAGGGUCUCCUAGAGCAUCUACAAGACAUCCAAGAGUAUCUCAUGAAAGUGUGUGAAGGCCACCUGCCCAUCAACCAUCAAAUCAUUUAUCUGCUUCAAGACAUUUUCAAUCUUCUUCCUAAUGUCAGUUUGGAAGAGUUUGCCCAGAUGUUGGCCAUUCGAACCAACGACCAGAUGUUGGUCAUAUACCUAGCAUCUCUUGUACGGUCAGUGAUUGCAUUGCACAAUUUGGUAUCCAACAAACUGACCAAUAGGGAAGCCGAGAAGAAGGAAGGAGAGAAGAAAGAAGAGAAGGAGAAAGAAAAGGACAAAGAAAAGGAAAAAGACAAAGAAAAGGAAAAAGACAAAGAAAAGGAAAAAGGUAAAGACGAGGCAGAGAGUGAUGGCACCGGGUCACGACCGGCAACAUCUAAAUCAGGAAAACAGUAGAGACGUGGGCACUGAAUACAAUAAGGACUUGGAAAUUGCAUGCAUUGUCGCGUGGUAGGCAGUAGGAUUAAUUAGUGAUGAUAAUCUAUGAGAUAUCUGUCAGGAGGGAGAGGUUUGUGUAACAUUGCAUAACAAGAUCGUCGAUGUGCAAUUUGCAUGGUCUUCACAUGCCUUCCACUUUCAUGUACAGUACACGUGUCUUUCAUCUUUCAUGUAUAAUUU
This is a messenger RNA of Corticium candelabrum, 1266 nucleotides long. Its product is annotated as 26S proteasome non-ATPase regulatory subunit 7-like. The record is from RefSeq and is a predicted model, not a curated record. Gene Ontology annotation, cellular component: proteasome regulatory particle; proteasome complex. The transcript is spliced from 6 exons. Gene Ontology annotation, molecular function: metallopeptidase activity; protein binding. Gene Ontology annotation, biological process: proteasome-mediated ubiquitin-dependent protein catabolic process. The coding region runs from base 22 to 1044 and encodes 340 amino acids. Lineage: Eukaryota; Metazoa; Porifera; Homoscleromorpha; Homosclerophorida; Plakinidae.